AUGGAGCCCGGGCCGCCUGGCAGUUCCGGGCCCGCGGAGCCGGGUCCUUGCCUGAGUGGUCAGCGCGGCGCGGACCACGCGGCUUCCGCCUCCCUGCAGAGCGCGGCCCGGACAGAGCCCGGGCGCCACUCGCUCGCCGUGGCAGCCGUGUUGCCUGCCGGGGGGUGCGGGGAGAGGAUGGGUGUCCCCACCCCGAAGCAAUUCUGCCCCAUCCUGGAGAGACCGCUCAUCAGCUACACCCUACAGGCCCUGGAAAGAGUAUGUUGGAUAAAGGACAUUGUUGUGGCAGUAACUGGAGAGAACAUGGAAGUCAUGAAAAGUAUUAUUCAGAAGUAUCAGCAUGAACGCAUCUCACUGGUCGAAGCUGGAGUGACCCGCCACAGGUCAAUUUUCAGUGGACUGAAAGCACUGGCAGAAGAUCAGCUCAACUCUAAACUCUCUAAGCCAGAAGUAGUGAUUAUCCAUGAUGCAGUGAGACCAUUUGUUGAAGAAGAUGUCCUCCUUAAAGUUGUCACAGCUGCGAAGGAACAUGGGGCAGCAGGAGCCAUUCGACCUCUUGUAUCUACUGUCAUCAGUCCAUCUGCUGAUGGUUGCUUAGACCACUCGCUAGAACGUGCCAGACACAGAGCAAGUGAAAUGCCCCAAGCUUUUCUAUUUGAUGUGAUUUAUGAAGCAUAUCAGCAGUGUACUGACUAUGACUUGGAAUUUGGAACUGAGUGUUUGCAAUUGGCCCUAAAAUACUGUCGCACUAAAGCCAAACUUGUAGAAGGAUCACCAGACCUCUGGAAGGUGACCUACAAACGAGAUCUGUAUGCGGCUGAAUCGAUUAUUAAGGAGAUAAUUUCCCAAGAGAUUUGUGUAGUUAUGGAUUCAAAAGAAGAUAACAAACAUGUAGGUCAUCUUCUUGAAGAAGUGCUAAAAAGUGAAUUAAAUCAUGUAAAAGUCACAUCUGAGGCUCUCUGUCAUGCUGGCAGACAUCUUCAGCAAAUCAUCUUAGAUCAAUGCUACAAUUUUGUUUGCGUGAAUGUUAUGACCUCUGAUUUUCAAGAAACCCAGAAGUUACUGAGCAUGCUUGAAGAGAGUAAUCUUUCCAUUUUAUAUCCUGUUGUUGUUGUUUCAGUUCAUUUUCUUGAUUUUAAAUUAGUACCUCCCAGUCAGAAAAUAGAAAACCUAAUGCACAUUAAAGAAUUUUCAAAGAAAGUAAAAGAAAGAAAUAUUUUGUUAUAUGGCCUUCUCAUAUCUUACCCACAGGAUGAACAGAAGCUACAGGAGAGUUUAAGGCAAGGUGCUAUCAUUAUUGCUUCAUUAGUCAAGGAAAGAAAUUCUGGACUCAUUGGUCAGCUUCUGAUAGCAUGAAGAACACAGAAAAUUACCUACUUUCUAAAACACCUACUUGAGUAUCUUUAUUGUGCUUUAUGCCCCCACUACUGUGUGUGGUAGAAUGUUUCAAUUGUCUUUUAUAUCUUCUCUAUGUAGGAUGUGAUGCUUAGAUUAUAAAGCAGAUUAACGUUUAUAUUUAUGAAAUAAAGAAUACUUUUGUGUAUGACAAAUAUUAAUUGCCUGAACCGGAAAAAAAUAGUAGAUAAGUGGAAAAUACUAGCCUUCAAAUGAAUCUUUCCACAGAGACAUGAAAGGUC
Molecule: messenger RNA, 1637 nt
Organism: Mandrillus leucophaeus (drill)
Lineage: Eukaryota; Metazoa; Chordata; Mammalia; Primates; Cercopithecidae
Gene: CRPPA
Product: isoprenoid synthase domain containing
Exons: 10
Coding region: 1-1356 (451 amino acids)
Biological process (GO): protein O-linked glycosylation via mannose; isoprenoid biosynthetic process
Cellular component (GO): cytosol
Molecular function (GO): D-ribitol-5-phosphate cytidylyltransferase activity
Source: RefSeq, a predicted model, not a curated record